UGUAAAACGAAAGGAAAACGAGAAAAAUGUAAGUUCGUAGCAAAACAAAAUCUAAACAAAGUUCUUCGAAGGACAAACGAUUUGUACUGCAGGAGUGUACCUUGCUGAAAUAUACGGCUGACUAUUGUCUAGCGCAAACCUCCCACCUAUCUGAUUUACGACUCUUUGUCGUUGUUAUUAGAUGUCCACUUCUGAUACUACCCAGCAAGUGUGUGACAUUGGUGACAGUAGUUACAGUGCGUGUGUUUGUACUGAUAUUACAGACAACUACGGCAUUUUGCACGGACCUGAAUGCCACAAAUAGAUGUUCAACAACUCACAAGUGCCAAGUGAGAUGGAGGCCCUGUACGAGCCCCCGGCGCGGCCGGUGGGCCUGGAGCGGAUGGAGACGGCAGUGGCCAUCGCCAUCGGCGCCCUCGCCGCCGUCUUCCUGGGCGCACUCGUCGUGCUGGUCGUCGUCUGGCGCCGCCACCACACGCGCUACCUCGACAAGCUCAGUGCCGGGAAAGGAGAGAAGCUGCGAGACGUGGACCUGCUCAUCACCGACGGCGGGGGCAGCGGCAGCAUCGGAGAAGUGGAACUGGGCGAGGUGGUGCUGAGCCCUGACGCAGAGCGCAUCUUGGGGGAGGCGGCAGCAGGUGUGGGUGCGGGGGCGGGUGACCUGGCGGCCCACGGGUUGGCCGUGCUCAAGGCCUGCCACGCCCUCACCGAGCGGCUCACACGCCUUGCCGCCGAGCAGGGCCGUGUCGGCACGAGCGCCUCCAAGAAGGGGGCCGGCAGUGUCGUGGCCGCCCACGACAUCGUGGAGGUGGCACGUCGUAUCUCUCCGCGGGUGGACGACGUGGUGCGUGCCGUUUACCCGCCGAUCGACGCACGCCUGCUGGAGGCGCGCGCGGCGGCACUCGCCCUCGUGGUGACGCACCUGGCGCUGCUGGUGACGGCGGGUGGCGGUGCGGGGGUGCCGGGGCGGCGCAAGAGGAAGGCGGCGGCCGGGGGCGGAGUAGCUACGGGCGGGACGGCGACUCCCAGCUGGCUGGCGCAGGCAUUGGCCGACAUCGACCUGCAUCUCCUGGUGCUACGCGAGGCGGCGCUGUCCCAGGAGGCCGCAGUUCGCAUACAGAGUGUGAUGGGCACGGGCCCGCCAGCACCACCGUCCACUACCCCUCUGUAGGGCUGCUUCACCAGCUCUACAGCAUUCUCUCUUUUCCCCAAAAUAUCCUUUUUCUGUGUGCACUCCACGUAAGGUAGGGGCUGUUUUAUCCAGACACUUGCCCAAAAACAGAAUCUCGGUGCAGUCUCUCACUGCUGCACAAAAUUGAAUAGGUCUACAACUCUAGUGCCUAAUGAAGAGCUCUGACUGUGUUUUGCAGGUUCUACAGUUUUAUUGAGACAGAAUUUACUUAGAGCUCUUUUUGAGUGAAGAAUCUCUGAGACUGUCUGUAGCAGAAAAUGAAAAUGAGGCAUAGAUACUUAACCUGCCCAUAUUUGAUAUAUAAACAAUAUAUUUAUAUGACUAUAUAUUUUGUACACUCUGUUCAAUCUGUAAUCCUGACUACAGUGGCUUCCUGAAAUGAAAUGUUCUUUAAAAGUUUUCAUUUCCUACUUUCACUUCCACAAAACUCUUAUAUGGAAUCAUGUUUAGACUCCAAGACUAUUUUUUCUCUCCACAGUACUUCUAAACACCCAGAAUCACAGUAAUUAAUUACUUUUUAAUCUGAUGUUGAUUGUACGUUUACAUGUUAAAUUUUGUUAUAUACAAAAACAAAAUUUAAAUAUAUUACUUACACCUCUUAAUCAUCAGACUGUUUCAGAGUAACAGUCAUAUUUUUGCUAUAUGUAUACUGUUUUGUAUAUAUCAACUCUUUUGAUAAUAUAUCUAAGCAUGAACUUAUUUUCAGAAUCUGUUUCUUAGAUUUUAGCAUUUCAUAUCUAUUUCUGGGAAGGUAGGGGGGAGGGGGGUGAUCCUACAUACAUAUUGCUUGUACCAAUUUAAUGUUGUUGUUGUUGGAGAUGUUGAUAUAGAACAUCAUAGAUGAUGUAAUUAUUUCUGCAUAUGGGAGAUAAAAGUGAGAAACUAGUGUAGCUAGUAGGUAUAACCUUGUUACAUUUUGUACAUCAGUGCCUGGUGGCGAGAGUGGGAUGGAGGUUUUUGCGUGGUUCUGCCGUCAGGUGGCACAGGCAUACUCUUCUGUCGGCAGGCAGUGUUCGGGUCGGUGAAGGUGUGGUGUAGUGUCGUGUACUUACUUAACUAAUUGAUCCACCGUCUUCCAAUAGCAUAGUUACUUAGAUUUAAAAGAUUGCUCAUGCAGUAUACUGGUUCAGAAGGCCACAGACAUAGUGAAUGAUAUUGAUAUAUGCACAACAUUCAGUGGAAAGAGUACAUUUGAAACAUUUACUGUGGGCGAGUCAACUUUGUUAUUUUUCCGUGUGCAAAUGGUGAAUAAGGAAGAAAAUGUGUGGCAAUCUGUGUGUUGUCAAAAAUGAAGUGUCUGCUAUUGUUUAUCCAUUUGGAGGAUGAUUGAAAUGUGAACUACAUUUACUCGCUGCCACACAUGUGGAAUGGAUACAAAUGCUGCAUAUUUAACUCUUUAAUAAAUGUAUGAUAUGCAAAUGUUGGAUAUCUGUUUACGAUUAACUGUCUUCAUUUUUCCUUGAGAAAAAUUAAUUGAUUGGGUUACAUUUUUUGGCAGAUUUUAUUUUUAUAGACACUUUACUGUAAGCUGUGCACUGUUGUCCACAAUCAGUUUACCUUUGGAAUGUUCUUUGACUUUGCUGUGGAGAGGGCUGGAUGAGGACUAACGAGCAGUGAUUAUUUUUUUACUGCCUGCAGAAUGUGUAUUUUAUUCAUAUUAGAAUUAGUUCUGAAGGCAGUGGAUGCUGUUUACUCUUCACAGGCUAUUAUAGAACUCAGAUCUCUCUUUUUGCAAUACAUAUUUUUUUAUAGAAAUGGGUUGUUGUUGACAUAAAUUGCUCCAUAUGUAAGUAAAUGUAUUAAAUCACCUCUGUUUCAGUCCUUUGGCACUAGUGUCCAUAUAUUAUUAAUAAUAAUGAUGAAAUGGGAUAUAUUGUAAGAGCAAACGGAAAGAGUUUGUAACAUGGAAAGACAGAUUAGAGUUUAUGGAUGCCCCUACGUGAUACCCUGGCCCUCUGUUGCCAGUUGGACCACUAUCCAAAAAUUCUAGAGCGUAUGUGUGAUUUUUUAGAGAGAGACUAAAUUUAGUGCUUCCUUCAAAGACAGAAGACCUCAUCUAUGUAACUAAUAUUUAUGGCCACUGCCUGGUUACUUAUGCACAAACUGUUCACUGUUAGAGUGCAUUGCAAAAGUUUGUAUUAAAAAAGUACCUCGAUUAACAAGAGAUAAUGUGCGCAACAUUCUGCAUUGUUGGGAGAGGAAAAUGCACAUUCUGCCCAUUUUCUGUCCAUCUCUCUGCUAGUAAUUUGAAAAUUAGUUAAUGUAAACAGCAGAUGUAUCUUUAGGAUGAAGGGAAUUAUAUGUGAUUUCCUGUAUGUGCAAUGGUUUAUAAUAAAAUGGUCUUGUCAGUUUCCUAAUCUCUCCAAAAAGACUGCAGGAGGCAUUCCUUUUUUUUGUAAAUGAUGUAAUUAAAUAGUUGUAGAAAUAUAUGUAUAUUUUUAGAGUAUUUUUCACAUACUUUACAUACUUUAAUAAUAAUGAAUUAUGUAUCGUGCUGUUUGAGAGCUGUGUAUUUUUGUGGAGUACAUUAGACUGUGGUAUAAAUUUGUAGUAUUCGUCUGUUGCUAGGAAGCUGCCAAUCCCCAUACAGUUUUUCAAUUCUGUGUCUGAAGCAAUAUAGCAGUUUGAAGUUUUGAGCAUAGAUUCAAAAUUAUUGUUGUUACAAAAAGAAUGCACUGCCUGUUGUCAGGUGGGAAACAUACAGUAAUUCGAGAGCAGGUUAGCCGGUGACAGACGGGCAACUCGUCAGCGGGCGGGUGGGUGAGGCCUCCACAUUGCAGCACUCGUGCUGGCUUCACAGAAAGCAUGACAGUGUCAAAUUGUACAACACCAGAGCUCAGACAUUCUAUCCUUAAUACAAUGUUGUUCUUCACAUAUACAAAAAAUCUCAUUAGCAAAAUGGGCAGAAAUGAUCAAAUAGCUUCAAAGAUUAAUCGGUAGUUCACAGCAGAGUUGUACAAGUAGCAAGUAGCUCCUCUCCAGUUUUUCUGUGAAGUCU
This is a messenger RNA of Schistocerca cancellata (South American locust), 4190 nucleotides long. Its product is annotated as transmembrane protein 98-like. The transcript is spliced from 6 exons. Lineage: Eukaryota; Metazoa; Arthropoda; Insecta; Orthoptera; Acrididae. The record is from RefSeq and is a predicted model, not a curated record. Gene Ontology annotation, cellular component: endoplasmic reticulum. Bases 305 to 1171 code for a protein of 288 amino acids.